Messenger RNA from Emiliania huxleyi CCMP1516, 573 nucleotides. RefSeq lists its product as hypothetical. The transcript has a single exon. The record is from RefSeq and is a predicted model, not a curated record. The annotation marks the transcript as partial. Lineage: Eukaryota; Haptophyta; Isochrysidales; Noelaerhabdaceae.
AUGCCGAAGGAGGAGGAGGAUGACGACGUGUCGUCGGUCGACAUCGACGGGUCCGAGGACGAGGAGACCAAGGAGGAGGACGAGGAGGCCAUGAAUGACCUCAGCAACGCCGACAUCGUGACCAAGUACCGGUGUGCCGGCGACAUCGCGAACAGCGUGCUGACAGCCAUCAUCGAGGCGAUCAAGCCGGGGGUGAAGGCGGUGGAACUGUGCAAGCGGGGCGACGAUCUGGUGGAGGAGGCCACCUCCAAGGUGUACAACGUGAAGAAGGGCGGCAAGAAGGUUGAGAAGGGCUCUGCGUUCCCCACGUGCAUUUCCGUCAACCACUGCUGCGGCCACUACUCGCCGCUCACCUCGGAGGACGACGUGACGCUGGUCGAGGGCGACGUGGUCAAGAUCGACCUGGGUGUGCAUGUCGACGGCUACAUCGGCGUCGUCGCCCACACGCACGUCUGCACCGCCGACGCCGCAGCGCCGCCCGUGACGGGCAAAAAGGCAGACGCGAUGAUGGCGGCGUGGACGGCGUCGGAGCUGGCGCACAGGAUGUUCAAGGAGGGGUGCAAGAACACCGAG